AUGCCAGUGGCAGCUCCACCGCUACCCAGCAGGCCAGGGCAGGUCCCUCCAGAAGACCCGCUCCCCGACGAGCCUCCUCCGCCUUAUGAGCCCACGCCCGCCGCCAACCAGCAAUCGCUCGAGUACGGGCCCGUCCGCCCCUUCCAGCCUCCCCCUCACGCUCCACCUCAGCAUCCGCCUCGGCCCUCCUCAUCGCCUUUCGCUCCUCCGCCUCGACCGCCUCUUGAUUCGCCAGGCCCGUCACUACCUCCACCGUCAUUCCCCUUCUGGAACGGCGCGAGCCUCACGCCCGCCCAGACCGGCUUCAGCGAGGGCAACCUGUACAACCAAGCGCCGCCUGCGCAGCCGCUCCCCUCGCCUUUCGGCUUUCCCCCCUCGCCUCAGCCCCAGUCGUCCUUCUCGCCUCCCCCUCACGCACCGCCUCAUCAAACUCACGCGCUCCCGCCGCCCUCACCCGCCCCGAGCCGCACCGGUCCGCAACGGUACGAGCCGACCGAGACGCCGACCCCAGGCCAGCCGCUCCUGAACCAGGGCAGGCUCCUCGUCUACCAGCCGGGCAAGGCCGUGUGCUGGAAGUGCGCCAACACGGGCUACAAGCCUUUUGACCCGUUCACGGGCUACCAGGGCGACGACCCGAGCCAUCCUUGUCGAAAGUGCUGGCAGAAGUACGGCCGACCCUACACGUCUGCGCUGCGCAUCUCGCUCCAAGACUCGUCGUCGCCCGUUCCGCCACACUACCAGCGCCCGCUGCGCCUCGUCCAGACGCCCCAGACGCGGCCCGCACCGCCCCAGGUCGUCUACUCGUCGGGCAGGUACAUGCCCAUGCAGCCAGGCGCAAUCGUCGUCCAGCCGGGCGACCCGAGGAUGGGCGGCAUCCUCUGUCGACGGUGCGGCGGCGACGGCCUCGUGCCGGGCUUCCUCCUCAUCGACGACGUGACGUGCGACGCGUGCAACGGCGCCGGGCGCGUCUUCCCGUGA
This is a messenger RNA of Rhodotorula graminis WP1, 978 nucleotides long. RefSeq lists its product as uncharacterized. Lineage: Eukaryota; Fungi; Basidiomycota; Microbotryomycetes; Sporidiobolales; Sporidiobolaceae. Gene Ontology annotation, cellular component: cytoplasm. The transcript is spliced from 7 exons. The record is from RefSeq and is a predicted model, not a curated record. The coding region runs from base 1 to 978 and encodes 325 amino acids.